Molecule: messenger RNA, 621 nt
Organism: Fusarium graminearum PH-1
Lineage: Eukaryota; Fungi; Ascomycota; Sordariomycetes; Hypocreales; Nectriaceae
Exons: 2
Coding region: 195-476 (93 amino acids)
Source: RefSeq, a predicted model, not a curated record
AACCGCCCCGCCUGUUCAGUCUUCCUUUGUGUUGCCACGUAACAAGGAUAACAACACUCUUUCAAUGUUAUAAACUGGGGCUUUGGCAAUUAUUGUCUUGUUUGAACCAAAACCUUAUUACUUCCACGUACAAUCGUCUCACUCCACGUCUUUCUAGACUAACCUACAUCCACUAUCAAGCAUCGCAACUCAAUAUGAGAAUCAAGGCUUUUAUCACCGCUGCCAUGACGGCCAUGGUUAUCGCCGACCAACAUCCCGGCGCCGAAAAGAUGUGCGGUCGUCUUGGGCCUAUGACGUGGGAUCCCAAUGACCUCCCUGAUGGUGUUGAUGUUAGCCAGAUCCGCAUGUGUGCCGACCAUCCUAUGGGAGCAGGUAAUUACUGGGGCUGGGGCGAAUAUCUCCCCAGCUGGGUUCCUCGUAACCCCCUGGCUGAUAUUCAAUGGGGACGAACCUACAGGUCAAAGGUGGUGACUUGAUACUAUAUAUGCGCAUCGUUCAUUUGAAACGAUGUUUUGGACAUGUAUACGUAGCGUGUGGUACCAAGAAUAAGUUGUAUCUACCUGCUUUCAGGCCAGCCAUUAGUAUCCAGUUGUCAAACUUCUAUGAACAGCAUCCUCGAGA